UUUCACAGAAAUAUAUUUUAAGCAAAUAUUAAAAAUGAGCGGUUGGAAGCAGUACUUGGCUGGUGUGGCAGCCGCUUUUGGUGCCUUCUGCUUGGGCGCCAGCAUCGGGUGGUCGGGACCAGUUGAGAAGGAUGUUAGAAUGGGAGCAGCUUACAAGUUCGCUCCCACCUCCUUGGAAUGGGGCUGGAUCUCAUCGCUGCUGACAUUGGGAGCUGCCGCCUCGUGCAUCCCAGCUGGAAUUCUAAUUGCUAUCUUUGGACGUAAGAUAACGAUGCUGGGACUGACGCCCCCCUUCAUGAUUGGCUGGCUGCUGAUCAUCAUUGCCCAGAAGCCAUAUAUGCUAAUGAUUGGACGCUUCAUUGUGGGAGCCUGUGGGGGAGCCUUCUGCAUCACGGCUCCCAUGUACAACACGGAGAUCGCCGAGCUGAGCAAGCGCGGUGUCAUGGGCUGCUUCUUCCAGCUGCUGAUCGUUCACGGCGUACUCUAUGGCUUUAUCGUGGGUGCCUGCGCCAAAGUUAAAUUGAUGAACAUACUCUGCGCCAUCCUGCCUAUCAUCUUCUUUGUGUUCUUCCUUUGGAUGCCGGAGUCGCCCGUCUAUCUAGCCCAGAAGGGAAAGAACGACAAAGCGGAGAAGGCGCUGAAGUUUCUGCGUGGCAAGGACGCCGACGUCAGUGCAGAGGCUAGCCAAAUGGCAAGCGAAGGACAAAAGGAGAAGGUCAAGCCGAUGCAGGCCCUCUGUCGCAGGAACACUCUCAAGAGUCUGGCCAUCUCAAUGAUGCUGAUGGUGUUUCAGCAGGUGACUGGGAUCAAUGCAAUCAUCUUCUACUCCACUGGGAUAUUCACAGCUGCCGGCACUGGUCUUACGCCCUCGACCUCAACCAUUAUCAUCGGGUUGGUUAUGGUUAUUGCCACCAUCAUCUCCAUCGCUCUGAUCGACCGAGUGGGCCGCAAGAUUCUGUUGCUCAUCUCAGCGGCUCUAAUGUUCAUAACUACAAUGCUUAUGGCCAUUUAUUUCCAGUGGCUGACACUGAAAGAUGUUGGCUGGCUGCCCGUGCUUGCCAUUUGCGUCUUCAUCAGUGGAUUCUCAUUUGGAUUUGGACCCGUACCCUGGCUGCUGAUGGCUGAACUGUUCGCUGAGGAUGCCAAGCCUGUGGCCGGAGCCAUUGCUGGCACAACAAACUGGAUGUGUGCUUUUCUAGUGACUCUGGCCUUUCCUCUGAUCAAGGACGAAUGGGGUCCUGCCGCGUGCUUUUGGAUAUUUGCAGCCGUCUCCUUUGCCGCCAUCGUCUUCGUUCUGUUCCUGGUGCCCGAGACUAAGGGCAAGACUCUGAACGAGAUUCAGGGACUGAUCGCUGCCGGCAAGAAGGAUUAGAGGGGGCAUCUCAAUGUUUUCGUUGUGAUAUACACUUGUAAAUCCCAUUUAUGUUAAUACAAAACGGCCAUUCUGGUUUGGC
Messenger RNA from Drosophila subobscura, 1454 nucleotides. Its product is annotated as facilitated trehalose transporter Tret1-like. Lineage: Eukaryota; Metazoa; Arthropoda; Insecta; Diptera; Drosophilidae. The record is from RefSeq and is a predicted model, not a curated record. Gene Ontology annotation, cellular component: membrane. The transcript has a single exon. The coding region runs from base 35 to 1372 and encodes 445 amino acids. Gene Ontology annotation, molecular function: sugar transmembrane transporter activity. Gene Ontology annotation, biological process: transmembrane transport; carbohydrate transport.